UGGAGCUCCAACUCCAGAGGGAGGUGAUGGAGGUAUUUACAGUAAACCAGCAUCAUACUUCACUCAGUCAAAGCAAAACGCAGGGGAGGUGAGCUAAGGAGGAGACGACUCAGAACUGCGAUCAUGCAGAUACUAGUACUCUUCCUUGUAUUGGGUGUAGUGGAUGUGAAUGUUAGCCAGCGAUACAGCUCGAUCCAAUGGCUGUCCCAUCUACGAAGGAGGUGGCAUGGUGCCGACUGGCAGGCUGAGGACAUAGAUUGCCCUUUGGAAUGCGACUGCCCCGCAGCUUACCCCACAGCUAUGUACUGCCACAGCCGCAAUCUUCAGCAUGUCCCCUUUGUUCCGUCACACAUCAAAUAUGUCUAUCUGCAACGUAAUCAGAUCACAGGCAUCCAGGACGGGGUGUUUGACAAUGCUACAAACCUAGUCUGGGUAAUUCUGUCCCACAACAAGCUCAACGCUGACAAAAUCAGCAACAAUGUCUUCACAAAGUUAGGAAGUCUGAACUGGCUCUUCCUGGAUCACAAUGAACUAACUGGUGUGCCUCAAAACUUACCCAAGUCCAUCACAGACCUACGACUUAAUCACAACAAGAUCUCAAAAGUUCAUUCCAGCUCAUUUCAGGGGAUGACCAACCUGACCACGCUUCAGCUCCAAGCAAAUGUCAUAGAAGACAUUCAGGGCGGGCUUAAGGGACUGAAGUCUCUGACUAUGCUGGACAUGAGUAAAAACAAGCUGAGGAAAAUCCCAGAAAACCUUCCAGAGACCCUGCAGCAGCUCUACCUGGAGUUUAAUAACAUAGAGAAUGUCCCAGCUGGUUUUCUCACUGCAUAUCCUAAACUGCUGUUUGUCCGUUUGGCUCACAACACCCUGACUGAUAAAGGCCUUCCAUCUAACGUGUUCAACACCAGCACACUCCUGGAGCUUGACCUCUCCUUCAAUAAACUAGAAAGGAUCCCUUUUGUCAGCAGGAACCUGGAGAACCUGUACCUACAUGCCAAUAAGAUCAAAGAGUUUUCCCUGAGCAGUUUCUGCAGCACGACUGAUGUGACAAACUUCUCCAGGCUGAAAGUUCUGCGUCUGGAUGCCAACGAGAUCAGUGCCAGAGACAUUCCUGCUGAAGCAGCCUACUGUUUGCGGCAUGUUGCUUUUAUUGAUGUGUAAGAGCUUUUUGACCAAAGCUGGUAAACGUGGUUAACCAAGUACUCACACUCACAAGUACUAAAAUGUUUCCUUUUAUAUGUGAUAUAGCGUUAAUCAACAGGAAAUACCACCAUUGUGCUAUCUGAUAUCCAGAUGGCAGACAUAUGGAUAACAAAGUGAAAAAAGGCUGGACGACUAAUAUCCUUAAACCAAUUAGAAUCUCAGUUCAUGUCUUCUGGUAAAAAAAAAUACCCUCUUUCAUACAAUUAGGUGAAAGUAUAAUAAGUAUAAUCAAUCAUGUGCUGGAAAAUUAGUUUGGAUCUUUGCCUCCACCAUGUGGAACGUGACAAAACAUCAUGCCAGGCGAUGCUUGGAAGUACUUAUUAGAGAGAGUAUUUGUCAGUACUCCAGCAAUGGCCCCACUAAAUGUUACCACAGUUUAACCAUUU
This is a messenger RNA of Nothobranchius furzeri (turquoise killifish), 1592 nucleotides long. It is a transcript of the gene fmodb, whose product is annotated as fibromodulin b. Gene Ontology annotation, molecular function: protein binding. NCBI's taxonomy places the organism in Eukaryota, Metazoa, Chordata, Actinopteri, Cyprinodontiformes, Nothobranchiidae. The record is from RefSeq and is a predicted model, not a curated record.